AUGACGCCAACAUACAAACGCCUCUCCACCUCCUGCCAACAACUCAUCCACCAAACUCCCCCCAACUUCCCCUCACCCUCAAUUCUCAUCCGAUCGUGCCUAGCAGACCCAGAUCUCCUCCCAGCAAUCAUCAACCACAAAUGCAACAAUGUAAUCCUCACGCCCAGCGGUCUAUACUUCGACAUGGCCAUUACGGUAGCCAAAUACCUCCUUGAAGAAAAUCCCUCCUCUCUCAACAUCAAAGAUCAACAUCUUCUUCUCCCAAAAGGCAUCAAUGUCCGGGAUAUGCAAGUCCAUAAACCUCUUAUUGUGCAAGAUGUCUCUCGGAUUUCGGAAUGCUGGAUUGAGAUGGAAACCACUAUAUCCUUUUCUCCCACCACCUUAACUCCAGAGUCACAAGAAGAAGAAGGAAAAGGAGAAGAAGCCAGCACCACCACCAAAACCCCCACCCUAACCUGUACAUUCCACACCAUAACCCCCACAGGAACCCGCCUCCAAACCACAGGCCACUGCACCAUCAACUUCGAAUCCCCCACCCYCUGGCAUUCCACCUGGUCCUCCCCUCACAUAACCCCCACCAUCCAAUCCCUAAUCGACACCCUCCUAACCCGCGCCCACAAAGAAACCACAGGUCAGAUCCGCCUGGUACAAUCCGCCCAAGCCUACGAAAUAUUCCAGACAUUUGUCCAAUAUACCGGUCCCUAUCAAACCAUGUCCGAAACCAUCUUCUCCCUCGAAGAAGGAGAAGGAAAUCUCGAAGCAACAUCUCUCCUAAAUUUCACCGGCCUGAUCAAGAAUUUCCCAAAAGAAGAAGUCCGAGGUCCGUUCUUAUGGGAUGCAAGUUGUCAUAUUAGUGGAUUUGUAUGUAAUGCCGUGGAAAAAGAUCGUUUGAAAAAUGCGUUCAUUUCGUAUGGAGUCGGGAGUAUGAAAAUUAGUGAUAAAUUUACGCCUUGGAGGGAAGGCGUGACAGUGAGGAAUUAUGUGAGGAUGGAGAAAGUUGUGGGGGAUGAGACGGUUUUGGAAGGGAAUGUGUAUAUUUUGCAGGAUGGGGUCAUUGUGGGGGUUUGGGAGCGGGUGAGGUUUAAGAGGAUUCCGAGGAGGGUGUUGAAUGUGUUUUUGCCGCCGGGGAAGAAGGGAUAG
Ramularia collo-cygni is the source of this 1140-nucleotide messenger RNA. RefSeq lists its product as uncharacterized. The transcript has a single exon. Bases 1 to 1140 code for a protein of 379 amino acids. Lineage: Eukaryota; Fungi; Ascomycota; Dothideomycetes; Mycosphaerellales; Mycosphaerellaceae. The record is from RefSeq and is a predicted model, not a curated record.